Molecule: messenger RNA, 1935 nt
Organism: Armigeres subalbatus
Lineage: Eukaryota; Metazoa; Arthropoda; Insecta; Diptera; Culicidae
Exons: 3
Coding region: 1-1935 (644 amino acids)
Source: RefSeq, a predicted model, not a curated record
AUGAUCGGUGCAUCCAAAUCGUCCGCCAUCCGCAGGUUCAAGUGGCUGGAACAAAAAUUGGCUAAAGACGAUAACAUUAGGACGCAGUACCACGAUUUUCUGCGAGAAUACGUGGCGCUUGAUCACAUGGCUCCUGUGCAGGAUGAUGGGGAAAACAUUUCAAAGGUGUGUUAUCUACCACACCAUCCUAUCGUGAAGGAAUCGAGCUCGACCACGGAGCUCGUCGAAGAUGAGGGAAUCCUGUUCCCGAACGCAAGCACGGCCAUUAAGAAGAACGUUUACGUGGACGAUCUUAUCGCAGGCGCCAACAGCAUCGAAGCAGCCAUUCAGCUACGAGGUGAACUUUCCAAUCUUCUACAAAAGGGUGGAUUCCGCUUCCGAAAAUGGUGCUCCAACGCACUUCCCGUUUUGGCUGAUUUACCGCCCGAAUUACUCGGGACCCAACAUUCGAUGAAAUUCGACCCCGAAGAAAGCAUCAAAACUCUCGGCAUACGCUGGGAACCCGAAGCAGACGUGUUCCGAUUUGACGUUGCCGUUACAGUGCCGAAUCAGCGACCUACUAAGCGAACAAUCCUCUCCGCUAUUGCACAGCUCUACGACCCACUCGGUGUCAUCUCUCCCGUCGUCGUUUCUGCGAAAAUAUUAAUGCAGAACCUCUGGCUCUUGGCUUUAGGCUGGGACGAUGGAGUUUCGCCGGAUCUCGGGCGCAAGUGGAAUAAAUUUUGCGAGCAACUACCCGCCCUUUCCAGUUUUCGCAUCGAAAGAUGUGCAUUCGCUCCUGAUUUUCUCUCUGCAGAGUUGCACUGCUUUGCGGACGCAUCCGAACUCGCUUAUGGUGCGUGCAUUUACGCUCUCUCCGAAACUGUUGAUAAACGCGUACACGUGUGUCUACUAGCUUCGAAAUCUAUAGUGGCCCCGCUCAAGCCACUUACCAUCCCCCGGCUAGAGCUUUGUGCCGCUCUGCUCACUUCUCGACUGUACGUAAAAAUCAUCCGUUCCCUAGAAAUGGAAAUAGAAGGAUGUUUCUUCUGGUCUGACUCCACGAUUGUACUUCAGUGGAUGAAGGCUCCGCCGCGAACAUGGAAGACGUUCGUAGCAAACCGGAUUUCCGAAAUUCAAGCUACAACUGUUGGUUCCCGUUGGCAACACGUUUCCGGCAGGGAAAAUCCUGCGGACAUGAUAUCCCGAGGAGUUUUCGCAGAGGAGUUGAUCAACAGCGAACUGUGGAAGCGUGGUCCUAAGUGGCUACGCGAAGAUAAAUCAACGUGGCAAGUUCAAAUACUUCCAGAAACCAAAUUUACUGUGGAGGAAUUGGAGGUGAACAAAAAUGCAAUCCUGACGACCCAGAUCGCCCUUCCCGAAUCGAUAUUCGUACGGUUUUCGUCAUACCGUACUCUACUCAACGUUGUUGCGUACUGUUUCCGUUUUUACCGCAACUCCCGUGGCAAAGAGCAGAGGAUUUCCGGUAAUGUACUUACCGUUGCCGAGUUACAAAAUGCUAAAAUGGCUUUGGUAAAGCUUGCUCAAGCUGAAACGUUCCCCGAUGAUCUGCGACGCUUGAAAAAAGGAUUUACGGUAUCGACCAAAUCAUCUCUCCGCCUGUUAUGCCCUUUCCUGGACGACAAGGGCAUGAUUCGUGUUGGUGGUCGGUUUCGGCUAGUUGACGCACCUUACGACGUGAAGCACCAGCUGGUUCUUCCUGGAUUCCAACCGUUCACGAAACUUCUUCUGGCGCAUGUUCACCUCAAGCUGCUACACGGUGGAAAAGCGAUGACUCUUUCGGUCCGUGAUGCCCGUACGGUGGAUGAUGUUGCAAAACAACAACAAGAUGGAAUGCGUUCUCCGCGACGACAUCCGUUCGUUGUGAUUUUAAUGGCCCCAUCAUCGCCGGCCGCGUCCGUGCGGUGGAAUGCGUCAUCAUUCACCUCUCGAUAG